Molecule: messenger RNA, 192 nt
Organism: Plasmopara halstedii
Lineage: Eukaryota; Oomycota; Peronosporomycetes; Peronosporales; Peronosporaceae
Exons: 2
Coding region: 1-192 (63 amino acids)
Source: RefSeq, a predicted model, not a curated record
AUGGUUUUUGUUGAGCGCGCUGGCCCACCAUCCGUUCCAUAUGAAAAUAAGCCACUUAAUUUUCAUCAAGUGGAGUUGACGAAGGACGACCUUCGUGUGACUAGCCUUCGUGUGACUAGCCCUCAUGAUCUUGAUGCGUUAUGGCAGCACGACACCAUACUUGGAAGGGCUCGUUAUGCAGCCAAUAUAUGA